GGCAAAAAGUUCUAUUGCACUAAUGACUGUUCGUUAAUUCCUUGUUCUUUUAUCGGUUGGUUUUAUGGGAAAGUGAGAACAAGCCGGCGUAAUGGACGGAAGAGGUUGGGCAGAUUUUGGUUCAGCAUCCACAGAUGACCAGCAUGAUGAUAACGAUGAUGACUGGGCUGAUUUUGGAGGUUUUGAGUCUGCUACACCAGCUACAAAUGGCAGUAACCAGUCUGGAUCUGUUAUCACAUGGGCUGCAGUUGCGACACCACCACCAGCCUCACCCAGUGCUGCUGCUACAUCUUUUAACCAACCAGCAGCUCACAUGAUGGCAUCAUCUAAUCCUGUGUCGUCAUUAACACCUCAGUUUUCACUGAAUACAACAACAUCUGAAGUUAGCAAAAGGUCAAGUUCAGCUGUGCCUAACCCUCUUGCUGCCGACAGCCAUUCUGACUUUAUUAACUCAUUUCUUUCAACCAGUCAAGACUUCACUUCUUCAACAACACCUGUAUCAUCAACAAAAUCAGCAGCAGAACAAGACAAGUUGAACAACAGAACAGAAUAUGAAAGCUUCCAUGCAGAUUUUUCUUCAUUCCUUAGUGAAGCCUUGACUGAACCAUCAGAGCUUCUUUCCAUUCCUUCUGAGGAUGGGAACACCAUCAAUGGAACAAAGUGUAUCUCUCAAGGAGAGAAAACUCAUUUAAAUGGUGACCAUUCUACAGUCAUAAGCAAAGACUAUGCCACAUCAAGCAUCACGGCAGGAAAUCAGCAAUCACAACAACACACUCCUGAUUCUUUUGAUACUCUAGAUAAUGAAGUUUCAUCAGCUCAAGAUAUACUAUCAGUUGUUAUGGCCCAACAGCAGCAGAAUGUACUCUUUGACAAGCCAACAGACAGCGGCCAGAAGGAACUGUCCCGGCAACUUCAAGAAGCAAGUGAAUCUAACAGGGAACUUGAGGAUAAGUUGAAAGGACUGGAAGGAAAACUCUCCAUUGCUGAGCAAGAGAAAGCACAGCUACAGAGGGACCUGGAUACACUUCUAGAGAAGGAUAAAACUAUUGAAGAGGAAUCAAAGAACCUUUCAGAAUUGCUUGCUAAACAGAAGGAGAAAUAUGCUCUUCUUCAGGAGCAGCAUGAAGAACAGAUAAAGGAGAUUAGAAAAGCUGGUCAUGAUACCUUGGCUGUCAUUGUUGAGGAAUACAAGGAAUUAUCAAGAAAAGCCGUAUUGGAGCAACGAGAAGAGAACAAGAUUCAGAUGGAAAAACUAUUGGAAGAUCAAAGAAAGAAAUUCCAGGAGUUCCUUCAAGAGCAGCAAGAAAGCUUUGAAAGAACGUUACAGGAUGAGACAAAGCGCAAUGAACAGAAAGCCAAUGAUUUACUAGAGGAAGAAAAACAAAGACACAAGGAAGAAAUUGAAUCCUACUUGGAUCAAGAAAGAUUAAAGAGCAAAGAAGCUAUAGACAAAUUUGUUGAGGAUGCGCGGCAGGAGAGGGCUGAAGCCGUGGAGAUGGCGAGGAAAGAGGAAAGGAGGAGAUAUGAAGAGUUCAUAUCAGAACACAAGGAAAAUAUAAAAACAUUAACAGACCAAGAAGGGCAAAGGCUACAGAAACUUGUGGAGGAGACUAUUAAGGAAGAGAGAGAAACCAGUAAAAUGGUACUAGAAGAGGUUGUGAAGGAGGAAAGACAAAAUGGAAAAGAGUUUGCGCACGAAAUAAAGGAUGAAACGAAGAGAGAAAUGUUGGAAUACUUAAAAGUUAAGCAAGAGGCCGAUAGAGCUGCUCGACAAAAGCACCUUCAUGGUUUGGACCUGUUCUUAGAAAGUGCAAGGGCUCAACUGAAGAUGUUGAUGGAGGACCAACAUGAAGAAGAUCCAGGCGAUUAGUGUUGUGGUGUAUAAUAUGAUGAUAAAAACGAAAGGGUCAAAUAAUAGGACACCAAGUGCUGUCCAAUUGCUUCGUUUAGGGACCUUUAAGCACUCAAAUUCGUUUCCCCUUAAAGAGGAAUCUAACUUUAGAAUUUGGAGAUUAAAUUUAAGUUAAAAUUUUUAUUAGUUAGGAGUUGACUUGUACAAGGUGAAAUUUUUAGUAAGAAUGUGUACGGAUUUGCAACUAAUUAUGAAGAAACCACUUUAUAUGAAUUUGCAAACAAUGGCUUAAUAUUAAAAAAAAAAUUAUAAUAACCAAAGUCGGCACAGUCUCUGUUAAUUGUACAGUGUUACCGCCAGACCGCGCCAUUGCGGGAAUCCCGCGUCGUAAUGAGAGAUGGCCCCAAGAAAAAUGAAGGCUGCAGGCUUAACACAGGCAUAGUAUUUUAAAAGACAUCCUAGGGCUCGAAAUUGCGACCGAUACGGUCGCCAAUGCAACUAAUAUUUCAUCUUUGGUAACCAAGCAAAAAUUCUGGUUUAGUUGCCAUAAUGGCAACUACAUUUCUCUGUGUUGACAAUCAAUAACCGUUAUUUUGUCACACAUUAUGCCAUUCUAGAAAAUGAUAUUGAAAGAUCUCUGCUUCUAAAACAUUCAACAUAAGAAACGAAGUCAAUCCAUCCCCUUUGCUUCUCUCACAUCGGAAAUUUCGAAAUGGCUUACCGUGUUCGAAAUCGCCCUAUAAUGCAUUGUAAAGCCUUGAUCAUUGACUAUGUCAUGUAUGCCUAUCGAUAUCUCUCUUAUAAUACACGGAUCCUUCAUUCUAAUAUCUGAUUCAAAAGAAACUAUUGAGUAGAGAUACUUCAAAAAGCACUUACUAUUAAAUUCUAU
Orbicella faveolata is the source of this 2741-nucleotide messenger RNA. RefSeq lists its product as uncharacterized. Lineage: Eukaryota; Metazoa; Cnidaria; Anthozoa; Scleractinia; Merulinidae. Gene Ontology annotation, biological process: Golgi to lysosome transport. Gene Ontology annotation, cellular component: trans-Golgi network. The record is from RefSeq and is a predicted model, not a curated record.